AAAAGACAAAAACGGUGGUCAUAUUGAUUAUCUCUCCAUAUAUCUAAAAAUUCUAAAACCUCGCGUGUUUCCAUCAGCACCAUUUUGUACCUUCUCUGUGCUUUCAUUGAAAUCAAAGGCAGAGUUAAACCUCACUCUAAAAAUUCAUAAAAUUCCUGUACUUGAUUUUGUCUUUUCCUACGUAAAAAUGGUUGAACUCAAUACCAUCAAGAAGAAAAUGUGGAUGUUUUCACAUUAAUCUACUUCCCCUUUAACCCCUUUCAAACGUUCUUCUUCCCUUUGCUUAAUGGAAAUUAUGACCAACAACAUUAUCAACAAACAAAACAACAUCCAUUCUCAAAAGCUUUCAUUUUGGUUCGCCCCGACAACUCGUCCACCCGGUUUUCUUCUUCUCUUUCUCAAGUAGUAGUAGUACCAUCAUUGAUCACACUACGAAGUUUCAGAACUAUGGAUUACUCUUUUUAUGACAAAAUUUAUUCAUCAGAGUAUGAUGAUUUGGGCUUGUUCAAUCCAACUUUGAAUAACUUUGGAGCUUCCAAUGGUGAUUCUACUGGUAGGUUGUCAUCACCACGUUCAUUGGUUUUGGAGAGUGAGAAGGAAAAGGUGGUGGAGGGUCCUGUUACUGAAAAUGUUGGUAAAGAUGAGGUUUCUGAGGACAAAGGUUUAGCUUCUUUGAAGAAUCAUAGGGAAGCAGAGAGGAGAAGAAGGGAGAGAAUAAAUGGUCACCUUGGAACAUUACGUGGUCUUGUGGCUUCCACUCAUCAAAAGAUGGAUAAAGCCACAAUACUUGCUGAAGUGAUUAGUCAAGUGAAGGAAUUGAAGAAGAAUGCAAUGGAAGCAAGCAAAGGUUUUCUCAUUCCAACAGAAGUUGAUGAAGUGAAAGUUGAACCAUAUGAUAUUAAAUUAGGAUAUGGAUGCAUGUCUUACAUAGCAACUAUCUGUUGUGAUUACCAACCUGAGAUACUAUGUGACCUCAAAAAAGCAAUCGAUGCACUUCAACUUCAACUAGUGAAGGCAGAAAUGUCAACAUUGGAAAGCAGGAUGAAGAAUAUGUUUGUGUUUACAUGUUGCAAAGGGAAUAGUUUUAAUGUUGAAGCAUGUCAAAGUAUUGCAAAUGUUGUUCACAAGGCACUUGAUUCUGUGUUGGAAAAGGCUUCUAACUCAAUGGAAUUCUCACUCAAAACUUCAUAUCCAAACAAGAGGAGAAGAAUGUGCUUUGUUGAAACAUCUACCUCUUCAUGCAGCCAUGCAUCUUGUUCAUGCUAAGGGCGACCAUUUUGAGGUGUUGUAUUUCUACAAAUCUGAAUUUUUCAAAGGUAUAAGAAUACUAAAAAUGGCUUAUGUGAAAGCUGCUAUUAGUGUAUGUGUGUAACAGUUGGAAAUUUGUUUCAUUUUAUUUUAUUUUAUUUUAUUUGCGUGUAACAUUAUUAAAACAAGGAAUAACUUGUAUGCUUAAUGCUUGAGUGUGUUUUGUUUGUCUGAGUGCGUGCUGUCAAAACAAGGAAUAAUAACAAAAAUGCGUUUUGGAACCUUCGUCAAAA
Molecule: messenger RNA, 1541 nt
Organism: Medicago truncatula (barrel medic)
Lineage: Eukaryota; Viridiplantae; Streptophyta; Magnoliopsida; Fabales; Fabaceae
Product: putative transcription factor bHLH107
Exons: 2
Coding region: 448-1266 (272 amino acids)
Biological process (GO): regulation of DNA-templated transcription
Molecular function (GO): DNA-binding transcription factor activity; protein dimerization activity
Source: RefSeq, a predicted model, not a curated record